GAAAGAAAGAAAAAGGAAAAAAAAAAGUCCUUUUGGGGGGAGGGGAGAUGAUCGUGCUGAUGUGGAAUAAGUGCUCCUGCUGUCUCCUCUUACUAGCCGCGGUCCUGAUCGUGGAGAGCUCCCAGCUAGACAGCUCCAGCUCCAAGGUGAACUCCAUCAAGUCCACCCUGAUGGGGGAGGCUCCAACUCAGGCAACCAACAGAUCUGCAGGCAUCCACCAGGGACUGACGCUUGCUAGCAGUAAGAAGGGCAAAAUGCUAGAGCAGAUGGGAAAACCUCCUAAGCACUAUCACCGCCAAGGAGAGGCCUACCCUUGUACCAAUGAUAAGGAAUGUGAAGUUGGGCGAUACUGCCACAGUCCUCACCAAGCAAUGUCUGCAUGCAUGAUGUGCCGGAGGAAGAAGAAACGUUGCCACAGAGACGGCAUGUGCUGCCCUGGGAACCGCUGCAACAAUGGUAUUUGCAUACCAGUAACUGAAAGCAUCCUUACACCUCACAUCCCUGCUCUAGAAGGGCCACGCAACAAGAAGAAUGGUCAUUAUGCUAGCAAGGAUUUGGGAUGGCAGAACCUAGGGAGGUCACGUGCCAAGCUGUCACACGUAAAAGGGCAUGAAGGCGAUCCCUGCCUACGGUCCUCAGACUGUAUUGAGGGACACUGCUGUGCUCGCCAUUUCUGGACCAAAAUUUGCAAGCCUGUGUUGCAUCAGGGUGAGGUGUGUACCAAACAGCGGAAGAAAGGUUCUCAUGGACUGGAGAUUUUUCAACGAUGUGACUGUGCCAAGGGUUUGUCUUGCAAAGUAUGGAAAGAUGCAACCUCCUCCUCUAAAUCGAGACUUCAUGUGUGCCAGAAAAUCUGAACGAGGAUUGGGAAGACAGCAUUAAGUGACUGUGGCUUUAUGUAUUUAAUGCAUUACGGCAUGGUGGAAUGUGAGGACUGCAAAAGAAAGAGGAAUGGCUAAAGUAACAGUUAGGGUAGAAGCCACAACAAAUGCAUUUCUUUUUGAGCUGGUGGUAAACACAAGUGCAACUGGAGUUCUCCUACCAUGCAGCUCUUCUGUAAAUAACUUCUACAGUUUGUGGGAAGUGCUAGUAUGCAAAUAAGUCCAGUGGAAAUUAGUGUUGCUUACCUUGCUGUGUUGUCCCUUGGUGUUUCAGAGGGUUUAGUGUUAGCGUUAUGGUGGGUUUCCAGCAUGGUACAGACAGUUAAAUAAAUUGCAUACAUUGUGAUCCUAUAGGAAGCAAUGCAUGCCAGGAAGACUCAUCUGUGUCAACACGCUAUUGGCCACAUUGCAGGUGUGAGAAGUGGAAAUAAAGUUACUCUGAACAUCCAUAGCCCUUGUCAUUCAGGGCUGACACUUCAGCAAAGAAAGCACUCCUGCAGGACAAGAGUGCUAUGUUUUGCAGGCUCUUAUGAAUGAGGUGGAAAUUUGCUGUCUCACAAUUUCAAGAGAGCAGCAUUUUUUUUUCUAAGAGGCAUUUGAAAAGACUUUUGUUUUCUUUGCAUAGUUAAAUUGAAAUGCUUUUUUUUGUAGUUCAAUGUCAUAGU
Molecule: messenger RNA, 1546 nt
Organism: Colius striatus (speckled mousebird)
Lineage: Eukaryota; Metazoa; Chordata; Aves; Coliiformes; Coliidae
Gene: DKK2
Product: dickkopf WNT signaling pathway inhibitor 2
Exons: 4
Coding region: 48-857 (269 amino acids)
Biological process (GO): multicellular organism development; negative regulation of canonical Wnt signaling pathway
Cellular component (GO): extracellular region
Molecular function (GO): receptor antagonist activity; co-receptor binding
Source: RefSeq, a predicted model, not a curated record